This is a messenger RNA of Cimex lectularius (bed bug), 2518 nucleotides long. Its product is annotated as sodium channel protein Nach-like. Gene Ontology annotation, molecular function: ligand-gated sodium channel activity. The coding region runs from base 1089 to 2513 and encodes 474 amino acids. Gene Ontology annotation, biological process: sodium ion transmembrane transport. Lineage: Eukaryota; Metazoa; Arthropoda; Insecta; Hemiptera; Cimicidae. The transcript is spliced from 8 exons. Gene Ontology annotation, cellular component: membrane. The record is from RefSeq and is a predicted model, not a curated record.
AAAAGUAAAACCUUUAGUUUCAUCGUUUCAUCAUCAACGUUUUAAGCGAAUUUGAUAUAUAAGAGCUGUAGUUACAGAUGAAAUAGAAAUUACUUCUUAAUGUUGGGUCAAGGGAACUUUCCAAUAACUUCAAAUUUGGGUGUGUUUAAGCUAGGUGAUGGUUCGUUUGUUUAAUCCAUCGACACGUUAAAGUAAUUUUGGCUAUGUUGGAUGGGAUGUGGUGAAGACGUAAAAAUGGGCGUGGCUUAUCCUUGUCUAUCGUGCUAUGGCAUAAGAGGCUUCUGCCCCGUGGCGUGAAAGUGGGCGUGGCUUCUACACUGUAGCGUGAAAGUGGGCGUGGCUUCUACACUGUCUCGUGAAAGUGGGCGUGGCUUCUACACUGUAUCGUGAAAGUGGGCGUGGCUUCUACACUGUAUCGUGAAAGUGGGCAUGGCUUCAAUCGUUAUUUUACGAAACAAUAAAAUUAUAAUAGACGUGGCUCUAUUGAAUUACCAUUCACCAAUGAUAUACAUAAACGUACCGUUGUAUUUUUGGAAUGACUAUCGUCUAAUCACAUUGAAGCCGACAGAACAAGAUAAAACAUUUACACUUACUACGACAUCAUCGUAAAUCAUUUUAUGAUUUACAAACCAAAUUAGCCACACCCACUUUGAAGUAAUAGAAUCUCAGCCAAUCGUCUCAUCAAGUCAAAGGGUUUACAGACCAGGAGUAUUAAUAGAUAAAAUGCAUUGCAUGCGUAUAAUGCGUAUGAUAUAAUGCACUUGCAAUAGAUAUAUGCUUAUUGUUGAAAAUUAACAAAAAAGGAGGUGCCCCUAACAAUAUAUAGAUAUCACAACACAUACAAAUCUGUAUAAUUAAGAGAAUUAUAGUAAAAUUUGGAAGGCCUAUAAAUCCUUUUUUUAUUUCCUCAACUAUUUGUUGAACUACUUUAUUCAGUAUAACCAUUAAAACGUCGUCGAUAAAUAUAUCAACAAUCUAAAAUGGUUGUAUAUUGAUUUUUAAAUGGAAGUCGAGCGUUAAAAAGAUCGUCGAUGGUGAUUAGAUAGUGUGAAAGCCUCGGUUUCGAGCAAUAGUCGCCGAGAAGAACCAUGAGGCGUUUCAGGAGAUCAAAGAUCGCAAAUUACAUCCAGGAGUUCGGGAAUGAAACGACCCUGCACGGCAUACCACAUUUAAUCAAGCCCAAAGUACACUACCUGGAAAAGAUUAUGUGGGUAGUCAUAGUCGCCUUGUCGACAGGAGGUGCGAUGUCGCUUAUCCUGAACUCUUGGAACCGAUACAACGCCAACCCAACAGUCAUAUCCCUCGAAAAAGACUUCAGGGACUGGAAUCUCACCUUCCCCGCUUCCACGGCUUGCUUCUUGAACCGGCUGAACGAUACACUCGCAGACGAUUACAUAUAUGAGAAAUGGGGAAUCGACCCGAACACGACAGAGGGCGAGAAGUACAAGGCUUUCUUGGACUCCGUCGUCAACCUGACCUGGGCGAAUAUGGACAGCUUCAAAAACUUCACAGAUUCGGAAGUAUUCACUUCCCUAACCGGCGAGCAACUCGUCGACAUAGCGAGAAAUGUGAUGGUGGAGAUGAUCUUCCACUCGAACAUAUUCAACCCGAUUUACAAAAAUAUCUCUUUCGAACCGACCGUGACUGAAAUGGGCUACUGCUAUAGUUACAGCUCGAUAGUCUCGAGUUUCCUGCAUUUUAAGGAUCAAGCCGUUGUGACUUAUAAAAAGGACCUUCCAGUCUGUAAUUAUCUGAAUUCAUUGUGUUACGCUCGGAUAGAAGAUCUGCCGACUACUGUCAAAUAUUACAUACAUUCACCUUAUGAAAUACCGGACGUGAACGACAAGUAUUUCGUUGUGAUUCAGAACAUGGAAAGGGACACGUCGUUCCGUUUCCAGGAGAUGGUCGCGUCUGAGGACCUGAGGAGGCUGGACCCGAUGCAGCGCCAGUGUCGCUUCGUCGACGAGCCCCUCGAAGGAGACAAGUUUUACAGCUACAACCUGUGCAUGAUGAACUGUAGGAAGAGGGUGGCGGUCGGACUGUGCGGCUGCAUGCCGUAUUUCUACAUAAAGGGCGACGGAGCGAAACUGUGCGACGUCAAAGGGCUGGCCUGUCUCUCCAAGUACAAAGAACGGAUCGUUCGUCUCAGGGAGGAAGACGGACGGCGCAUCCACUGCAACUGCCUCUUUCAGUGCGAAUACACUUCAUUCUACAUCGACAAAGACGCCCAACGUCAAUGGAGUUAUCCCGUACCGUCCAACAUCCGUUACAGAUGGGCUAUCGAGCACUACAGCAAGACGAGGCAAAAGCGAGACAUCAUUUUCGGCUUUGAAGACCUCCUUGGUAAUUUAUUUGCCUGUCGUAUUUUCAGCAGGGCUUACAUCCAACUUUUUGUUUCCUAUUACAGUUUCACUAGGUGGCACAGCCGCCUUUUUCCUAGGCUGCAGCGUGCUCAGCUUCGUCGAGCUCGCUUAUUUCUUCACGCUCCGACUCUUCUGGUACAUCUUCAGUAAAUGAA